This is a messenger RNA of Helicoverpa zea (corn earworm), 2557 nucleotides long. Its product is annotated as nucleolar protein 12. Gene Ontology annotation, molecular function: RNA binding. The record is from RefSeq and is a predicted model, not a curated record. The transcript is spliced from 6 exons. Bases 105 to 2474 code for a protein of 789 amino acids. Lineage: Eukaryota; Metazoa; Arthropoda; Insecta; Lepidoptera; Noctuidae.
AGCUGUCACAAAAUGUCAAAAUAAAAUAACCAAAAUUACCAUGUGCGUUUCGGCGACACACGGUAUUUGAUCUAUAAAUAACUAAUUUAUGUGAUUAUUGUGCCAUGGAUUACGUGGUAGGCAGCGUGGCAGCCCUAAUUACCGGAAACGUGACACCAAGCAGACCUAGACUGCUGAAAAGAGCCUUAACACCCACAAAACACCAGCCUUCACCGAACGUUACUCCUAAGAGUGAAUUUGUAGAAGAUAGAUCCAUAUUUCUGUCUCCCAGUAUGCAGAAGAAGAAGGCUAUAGUCAAGAAGUCUCCCAAGAGGAUAUUCCAAAAUCCUGACCCUGAGGCGAUGGAAAAUGGUGAGGGAAAUACUAGUUUAUCUAGCCCUAAGGCAGACAAAGUUAAAAAACAUUUAAAGGAUGAUUUAGAAGCUGACACUUCUAAUCAAAGCCUGACUAAAUCACCCAAAAUCAAAGGUAAUAAAAGAGAUUCAACAACAGUUCAAGAAAUUAACACAAGUGUUACUGAACAAAAUGUAAAUGAAAGUACACCUAAGAAGAAGAAAAAGAAACAUAAUUCUGAGUCAGAUAGUACACAGAACGUAAGUACUGAACCUACUGAGCAUACAGAGGUUACACCCACAGGAAAAAGUCCAAAAAAGAACAAGCAGAGACGUAAAUCCGUAGUAGACAUAGAAGCAAAUAAAGAAAAUGACAACUCCGAAACACAAAAUGCUGAGGAAAAUCCUACAGAACAGAAAAAUACAUCUAAAAUCACAGAAACUGCCCAAACGAAUAACACUACACCUAAAAAGAAAAACAAGAAAAGAAAGAAAAAAUCAAAAGCACAAACUGCUCAAAGCACAGUAGUAGAAGCCACUGAAAAUAAAGAAACCACACCAGAGGAAACAAAUAAAGAAAAUAUACAAAAAGAAAAUCAAGAGACACCUAAAAAGAAAAAUAAGAAACGCAAGAAAUCAAAAGGACCUCAAAAUAAACCGGAAAUCAUGGAGACAGAUGAACCAGCAGUAAUUGAAAAUCGAGAAGAAAGUGAUGAUGAAGAUAUAGAAUCUACAAACAAAGUCAAUCCUAACGCAAUCACGGAUAAAGAGUCAGAUUCUGAACAUGACUCUGAUGAUGAAAUAGAAUCAGAAAAUGAAGAAAUUAACAAGAAAGUGUUAGAAGAAGAAAAAGCUGAUGCUAGCUCAGAUGAUGAGGAAGAAGAGGAAAAAGUAGAGAAAGUGGAGAAGAAAGAAGAACAGAAGGAAGAGAGUGGAGUAGAGAGAAUCACUGAGGAUGAGAUUAAGAGAACUCUCUUUGUAGGCAAUGUGCCUUUUAGUGCUAAAUGUAAGAAGGAGGUUAAGAAGAUAUUCAGCAAACAUGGACAAAUAGAAACAAUAAGGAUCCGCACAGUGCCCAUUAAAGAUGGUCGCUACACGCCGAAGCUAGCUGUCAUCAAGAAUGAGCUCCACCCUGAGAGGACAACUGUCAAUGUGUACAUUAAGUACGCUGAUGAAGCUUCCAUUGAAAAGGCGCUAUCAGAAAACAACACACUCCUCAACGAGAACCACCUCCGAGUGUCCCGCAGCAGCAGCACAGGAGCUGAGCACGACCCUCGCUGCUCCGUCUUCAUCGGCAACUUACCGUUUGCCAUGGAAGAUGAAGCAUUGAGGGAGAAGUUCGAGAAGUGUGGGGCAAUACAUUCUGUCAGGAUUAUUAGGGAUAAGAAGACUAAUGCUGGGAAAGGUUUCGGUUACGUAAACUUCGAGUCAAAAGACGGCGUCGAACUAGCACUAGCGUUAACAGAAGAAGAUUUAACUGUCAAGAACAGAAUAUUACGCGUCAAACGAUGCACACAAGUAACAAACAAAAAGAAACCGGUACAAACUGGUAACAACCAGAAUAACCAGCCACGAGGGGGUUUCAAAGGAAAUAACAACCAGUUUAACCAACAGAGAGGUGGUUUUAGAAAUAAUGAUAAUAACCAGAGAGCUGGAUUCAGAAAUAAUGAUAACCAAAACAACCAGCAGAGAGGGAAUUUCAGGCCAGGUUUUAACCGGGACAACCAGAGAGGUGAUUUCAGAUCUGGGAAUAACCAAAUGAACCAGCAAAGGAGUGGUCCUCCCAACCGUAAUAAUCAGGGUAACAGUCAAGGUAAUAGACAGAGAAAUGCAAUGGGUGGUGGAAAUAAUCAGAAUAAUCAAAGAGGAGGGUUCAAUAAGUUUGGUGCACAAAGGAACCAGUCACAGAAAGAUGAUGAGGGGCGCGAGGGAGCACACAGGAGGGUCAUGAAUAAGAGGAAGAAUGAGGAAGGAGAAGGCGGCAAUGGACCUCCAAACAAGAAACAGAAAGAUAUGACUCAACCCAGAGAAAAGAAAACCAGGAAGGAAUUCGUUGGUAUGACUGCUGAAAAGAAAAAGAAACGCAAGGUUGACAAAGGACAAAAGAAAAAGAAGGCUUUAAGCGAGAUUUUAACGAAAUAGUGUGAUGUGAUACAAUGAUUCCAACUGUAUGUAACUUAUUGUUUUAUUAUGUUCAUUAAAAUUUAAUUUUAAGACAUACAAAA